This is a messenger RNA of Acipenser ruthenus (sterlet), 1517 nucleotides long. Its product is annotated as ragulator complex protein LAMTOR3-like. Gene Ontology annotation, cellular component: Ragulator complex. Gene Ontology annotation, biological process: cellular response to amino acid stimulus; positive regulation of TOR signaling. Bases 277 to 654 code for a protein of 125 amino acids. The record is from RefSeq and is a predicted model, not a curated record. Lineage: Eukaryota; Metazoa; Chordata; Actinopteri; Acipenseriformes; Acipenseridae. The transcript has 7 exons.
GUGGUCUAUUGACGUGUCAGUCACAGGAACUCCUAACACACAACACAAGCUGCCAUUGCGUGUGUGGUACAGAAGAAAAGCAAUACGAUAAAGCCAAGAACGAGUAGUUUUCUAGCUACACAAUGCAAAGCAAUGUACACACAAUCCUGUCACUCAGCGCCGACGACAGGGCACUUACAUCAGGGACACGACGCUGUGCAUCCCCUCACACCCGGGACACGACACUGUGCAUCAUAUUAAGGUCGAAGAUUGGAGUUUGAUAAAGCGUCGGACAAUAUGGCUGUGGCAGAUGACCUAAAAAGGUAUCUUUAUAAACAGUUGCCAAGUGUUGAAGGUCUUCAUGCCAUUGUAGUUUCUGAUAGAGAUGGGGUGCCAGUAAUUAAAGUUGCUAAUGACAAUGCUCCUGAGUAUGCUCUCAGACCUGGGUUCCUCUCCACCUUUGCAUUGGCAACAGACCAAGGCAGUAAGCUUGGUCUCUCUAAAAACAAGAGUAUCAUCUGCUACUACAACACGUACCAGAUUGUACAGUUCAAUCGAUUGCCCUUGGUCAUCAGCUUCAUAGCAAGCAGCAGUGCAAACACAGGAUUGAUUAUAAACUUGGAAAAAGAUCUUGUUCUGUUAUUUGAGGAGCUGCGCCAAGUCGUGGAAGUUUAAGAAUGGAUUCAGUGAAUCUUUAUAAUACAUCAUGUAUUCAUCAUGGUAUUCCAGUUCGUAUAUUUCUUUCUAGCAGUAUUCAUUUGCAGCAAUGAUAGUUUGCAUUGAACUGUGGCAGGGGAAAUAAGAAUGUAAUUCCAGGGUUUAUACUAGCUCAAGCAGUAAUUACCUAAACAUCCAGGGAUGGAAAUAAGACUCCUAUUGCAUAGCAGUUUCACCCAUUCACCCGUUUUUUAAUAUGAACUUGAUUAGCCACAGUGGUAACAAGCUCAGUUGUGUCUUUUUAAACUCAUAGUAAAACCAGGAGUGGAUCAAACUGCUAUGGGAGUCUUAUUUCCAUCCCAGACAUCUCGCACACUUCAGGCUGAUUUUCCAAAUUUAAGUUACUCAGAAUGACGUUUGGAAGCCUGUUAAAAUGUAUAUACAUUUGUUGUACGUUACUGUAGCGUACACAUUUGUAUGUUGGAUAGAUAUGCCCUUGUUGGCCCGAAGUGUGCUCCCAGUGCCAUUACAAAAACUUUAAAAUAUACAUGUACUGUGUUGAAAAAGUAGCUAAUAUAUAUAUAUUGUGACCUUAUUUUUUUUCUGUCAGACAAAUUGGAAUUGGAAAUAUAAUGGUAAACCUACUGUAGAUAAGUAAUUUCAUUCAGUAUAACGAAAACAUUUACAUUUUGGUUUUGGACUGCAAGAUAGGAUACAUAUCAUAAACACUUUAAAAGUCAUCCAAUGAAAUAUUGUGGGAUACUUGGUAUACUUGCCGUCUAAGUUUAUUUCUGCCGAGUAUGUAUACCUGUAUAUAUUCAUACAGACCUUUUGGGGAUGUGCACAAAUUUAAAUAAAUAGUCAAAGACUUUGAGUCACAA